Choloepus didactylus (southern two-toed sloth) is the source of this 4255-nucleotide messenger RNA. RefSeq names its product Cbl proto-oncogene like 1 (gene CBLL1). The coding region runs from base 331 to 1806 and encodes 491 amino acids. Gene Ontology annotation, molecular function: ubiquitin protein ligase activity. The record is from RefSeq and is a predicted model, not a curated record. Gene Ontology annotation, biological process: protein ubiquitination; regulation of cell adhesion. NCBI's taxonomy places the organism in Eukaryota, Metazoa, Chordata, Mammalia, Pilosa, Megalonychidae. The transcript is spliced from 6 exons.
UCCUUCCGCAUCUAUCGCGCUUCCCGUUCGCGGUUCCCAUAGAUCUCCUUUCCACGGUUAAAGGCUACUUUCUCUUGAAGCAUAUAAGGAGCUGCCCUAGCUACCUCGACAUUGAAGCGCUUCGCGUUCUCGCUCAUUCUCUCUGCCGAAACUAUGCCUGACUCCACCGGAGUCGGGUAGAGGAGGCAAGAGGAAGAAGCGCUUGGAGGCCGUAGCAGAGAGGACCUGUUCGCACUUCCUCUGUCUGGGCUCCGGAAGGUAGCGCGCACGCGCUCCCUGCUACUCCGGCGCGGUUGACUUCCGCUCCCACUGUGCCCUGCGAGCCGAAUCAUGGAUCACACUGAUAAUGAGUUACAAGGCACUAAUAGUUCUGGAUCAUUGGGUGGUCUUGAUGUUCGUAGACGAAUUCCUAUAAAGCUCAUCUCCAAGCAAGCGAACAAAGCUAAACCUGCACCUCGAACACCAAGGACGAUAAACAGGAUGCCUGCAAAGGCUCCUCCUGAUGAUGAAGAAGGAUUUGAUUAUAAUGAAGAAGAGCGGUAUGACUGUAAAGGGGGAGAACUAUUUGGAAAUCAGCGAAGAUUUCCUGGACACCUUUUUUGGGAUUUUCAGAUAAACAUCUUAGGUGAAAAGGAUGAUACACCAGUUCAUUUCUGUGACAAAUGUGGAUUGCCUAUUAAAAUCUAUGGGCGAAUGAUUCCGUGCAAGCAUGUUUUUUGCUAUGACUGUGCUAUUUUACAUGAAAAAAAGGGAGAUAAGAUGUGUCCAGGCUGUAGUGAUCCUGUGCAGCGAAUUGAGCAGUGUACACGAGGUUCUCUCUUCAUGUGUAGCAUUGUUCAAGGUUGCAAGAGAACGUAUUUGUCUCAAAGAGACUUACAGGCUCAUAUCAAUCACCGCCAUAUGAGAGCUGGAAAACCUGUUACCCGUGCUUCACUUGAAAAUGUUCAUCCUCCUAUUGCCCCACCACCAACUGAAAUCCCUGAUCGUUUUAUGAUGCCGCCAGACAAGCACCACAUGAGCCAUAUUCCGCCAAAGCAGCACAUCAUUAUGCCACCACCUCCUUUGCAACAUGUGCCUCACGAGCACUAUAAUCAGCCACAUGAGGAUAUUCGUGCUCCUCCAGCAGAAUUGUCCAUGGCUCCACCUCCACCUCGUUCGGUCAGUCAGGAAACCUUUCGUAUUUCGACAAGAAAACACAGCAAUUUAAUAACUGUCCCUAUUCAGGAUGAUUCAAAUUCAGGUGCUAGAGAACCACCACCUCCUGCCCCAGCACCUGCUCACCAUCAUCCUGAAUAUCAGGGUCAACCAGUGGUAUCGCACCCUCAUCAUAUUAUGCCUCCACAGCAACAUUAUGCACCACCCCCACCUCCUCCACCACCAAUAAGCCAUCCAAUGCCACAUCCUCCCCAGGCUGCAGGUACUCCUCACUUGGUUUAUAGCCAAGCUCCACCUCCACCAAUGACCUCUGCUCCACCACCAAUAACCCCUCCCCCUGGACAUAUUAUUGCCCAGAUGCCACCUUAUAUGAAUCAUCCUCCUCCAGGACCUCCCCCACCUCAACAUGGUGGUCCACCUGUAAGUGCACCCCCUCCUCACCAUUAUAAUCCUAACUCUUUACCCCAGUUCACUGAAGAUCAAGGAACUCUGAGCCCUCCAUUUACACAACCAGGGGGAAUGAGUCCUGGUAUAUGGCCUGCACCAAGAGGGCCACCACCUCCUCCACGAAUGCAGGGUCCGCCUUCUCAAACCCCACUUCCUGGACCACAUCAUCCAGAUCAGACAAGAUAUAGACCGUAUUACCAAUGAUAAUAGUAUUUUGAACUGAAAAUAUGAUGAGAAAAAAAAAAAAAAACUAUGUAUAGCCAACCUUUUAAUUAAGCUUUGACUGUUUCAGGAAGGAAAAGCACCUCUUCCAGAGGUGACUCUUAGAACACUUAGGGUCUUGUCUCUUAAAAUUGUUUUAAACCUUGACCUUAGGACAGAUUUCAAGUACUAUACUGUAGUGCAGAUAAGUGGCUCAGUUGAGCACAGCUUUAUUGUAACAACUUUGUUCCAGUAGUGUGGUAACUGACCCAGAGGUGACCAUUUGUAAUAUUUCCUAAAAAAAUUUUCGUUGUUCCACUUUCAAAAGUAUUGCUUUUGUUAAAUCCAAUGUUUAGUUUUUCUUGUGGUACAUUUUGUUAACCUGUGUAAAAGGAUUAAAUUUCGAUAUGGUUGUCAAAAUGCUGUUUUUAUGUGAAUUUAGGUGCAGCUACAUACUGUUUUUUUUAAAACCAUAUGUUUUACCACUAAUUUCCCAAAGUUACAAUAAAGCCCUAAACGUGGAAAUUUGCUAGAAUUUACUGUAAGGCAGACAGUUAAAUGGUGAAUUAUUUCACGUUAAGCACUGAAAUUUUGAGCUAUAGCAAGUAUAUAAUACACUUCACUUGGAUGCCUUUUAAUUUUUAGGCAGCCUCUGAGGCACCAAAAUACAUUUGAAUUCCAGUACAAGAUAUAUUUAUGUUUGUAAUGUUCAAAGGCGUUAAUAAUUAUUUGGAUAGAUAUGGCCAGAGUAAUCAAGUCUAUAGGCUCCAAGCUGGUGGGGGAUGCUGUAUUGUUUUUUUCUUUUCCCCUGAAUGGUUGGAAUCAUAACACAUCACAUUUAUUAACUUUAAGUAACAUUAUUUUAAAUGGUGUCUGUUAGUUGAAGUGUGUCCUGCUUUGCUGAUUGUCUUAAAUAUUUAGGGCUGUAUAGGCUUUAUAUAAUUCCUCUUUUUCUGUGCUUAAGUAGUUUUUUCUUUAUUUGGUUUUACACUACUAUUUGAAUGCCAUGGAGAAAUUUGAGUAAUGUAUUAAUGAAGGACAUCCUUGUAAUCACAAACCUACAUUUGCUCAUUUUUCAUUACUGUGUGAAAAAAGUUUUUCCUCUAACUUGAAAUUUGAAAACUAUUAAUUAUUUCCUUAAUUAUUUCCUUUCCUUUCAUUGAUAAAGCACUCUAAACCUGGAACAUUUUAGCAUGAAGUUAGCAGUGAAGACUACCAGAUGAUUUUGUAUUGGAGAAAAGUAAUGACUAAAUUAUGAAUUUCAGUGCUUUAUAAGGUGCCUUUUGAGUCAACUUUUGCAUUAUAGGGGCUUGUUACAGUCCAGCUAAGAUGACCACUUACAGUUUAUACAGAACUCAUGUAUAAAUUGACAUUCUUAGGAUAUUACUAUAUCCUUUGGAAAAAACCCUGUGAAGUUUUCCUUCCCCCUAAAAUGGUGCAUAAUAUAAACAUUAAAUGUAUAGUAGGCAGACACCGUUUAUUAGUUUGUAGUAUAUAAAUUUAGAACAUGUUUCUUUUUGGCAAGGGAAGAGCUGAUUGCUAAUUUACCAUUUUAUUCUGUCAGGUACAGGCAAAACAAAUUCUCAUGUUGGAUGAUCAGAUGCAAAGGUGUCUGAUCUUAAAGCUGAAGUUAGGAAUAAUAUAAAUGGCCAUUUCAACCUUGACCGGCCGAAAAUAUCUAUUACUUUUUUUUAAAAAGUUAAGUAAGUGAAUUUUCACACCUACCAGUUUGAGAGUCCAGUGUUAAUGCAAUAUUUCUAGUGAGAAUUUCUUGUUAUUAGAAGCAUGGGAGUGAAAUAGUGUGAAAUGUUGGUGAAUACUUCUAUCAGAUUACUGUAGGUACUUGGACUGGUGUAAACUUGAUUCUCUUUAAUGCCCUUGUUUAAUACUGUUAAAAUAUUACUGUUAAAAAUCCAGUACCAUUUUUUGUUUCAUGUAAUGAGAAAUAGCCAAAUUCACUUUAAAGUUUCUCAACUACUUAUGAAGAGCUCUCUUGUUUUUAUUGAAAUUCACUAGAGAUUGGAAUGUGGUAUGAAACCACUUAUCCUAUACAUUGGACAAAAAAUUAAGUAUCAUGAUAAAGUUCCAUGUUGAAAGAAGUAGGCCUUUUUAAAAAUGAUUUAUUCUCAGUUACGUUUAAGAAAUAUAUUAUGCAGGGAGUCAGAUCACCUGAAUGUGUUGUAGCAAACAAAAUUUUAAAAUGGUAUUAGACUUGAAUUCAUCCAGUUGGUGUUUGAAUGAGAAUGGAUGGGUAGAAGCAUAACAAAAUUACUGUUAGUGUUUCUUUCCUUAAGGAAAAAAGAUGUGAAUCCCAGCCUUAUUUCAGGGAAGCCUUUGAAGCUAUGAUGGACGUAAGUCUAAAUUAAAUGUAUGUGUGUUUCAUUAUAUUGCUCUUAAGACUACUGAAGUGACAGUUUAAUUCUUAAAAACAAUAAAAUGGAAGCAUAAAUAC